GCCGCCAUAUUGGAGGAGACGCCGCCGAAGUCGCCCCCGCCGCCGCCGCCGCCGCUUUGAGUGCCGCAACAGGCGGAACCGGCCCGCCCAUCCCGUCUCUGGCCUGCCGGCGACGGCGGGCCUGAGCCCUACCUGCGGGACCCGAGGGAGAAGGCCGCGGCCGCCCGGGGCUCCUGUCGCUUUCCGCUCACCGAGCGGGGCCCUCCGGGGUCGAAGGCUCCGUUCUCUUGCCGCCGCCGCCGCGCCAUGACUUCGCUGACCCAGCGCAACUCGGGCCUGGUGCAGCGCCGCACGGAGGCUUCGCGCAGCGCGGCCGACAAAGACCGGGGGGCCGGCGGCGGCAGCGGCGGGGGAGGUGGCGGCGGCGGGCCGGAGGAGGAAGACCGGCGAGACGAGCAGGGGGACGAGGAGAAGGGGGACUCCAAGGAAACACGGCUCACGCUUAUGGAGGAGGUGUUGCUUCUGGGCCUUAAGGACCGGGAGGGUUAUACAUCAUUUUGGAAUGAUUGCAUUUCAUCUGGGCUUCGUGGUUGCAUGUUAAUUGAAUUGGCACUGAGGGGGCGUCUUCAACUUGAAGCAUUUGGAAUGAGACGUAAAAGUUUGCUAACUAGAAAGGUGAUAUGCAAAUCAGACGCUCCUACAGGAGAUGUUCUACUUGAUGAAGCUUUGAAGCACAUUAAAGAAACUCAGCCUCCAGAAACAGUGCAGAACUGGAUAGAACUACUUAGUGGUGAGACAUGGAAUCCAUUAAAAUUGCAUUACCAGUUAAGAAACGUCCGGGAACGGUUAGCCAAAAACCUAGUUGAAAAGGGGGUUUUGACUACGGAGAAACAGAACUUUCUCCUCUUUGACAUGACCACGCACCCCCUCACCAAUAACAACAUUAAGCAGCGCCUCAUCAAGAAAGUUCAAGAAGCUGUGCUUGACCGAUGGGUGAAUGACCCCCACCGCAUGGACAAGCGCUUGCUGGCUCUCAUUUACUUAGCCCACGCAUCAGACGUCCUGGAGAACGCUUUUGCCCCCCUUCUGGAUGAGCAGUAUGACCUUGCCACAAAGAGGGUGCGGCAGCUCCUGGAUUUAGACCCUGAAGUCGAAUGUAUGAAGGCCAACACAAACGAGGUUCUGUGGGCUGUCGUAGCGGCCUUCACAAAAUAAACACAAUCAGACUGCUCAAACACUUUUUUUUCCUCAUUUCAUGUAAAUCAGUUAAUCUUCUCUUGAUGAUUCAUACUUUCUGUUAUCUGUACCACCCCUUUUGUGAUGAAAAUCGGCUCCUGUUCAUAAGAAUGGUAGGUAAUGUGUUCUGGGUCCCCAUGCACCCCCCCCCCCACUGCCACCCAUAUAUGUCUACUACAGGAUUCUGCUGGUGCAAGAAAGUUACUUCCUGUUCUUAAACUGGUGAGCUGUCAUAUUGUCAUUCUGUUUUAUAUCCAAUUUAAGUUACUUUAGAUUUCUAUUGUGUACUUCCUUUUCUUCCUCCGGAAUGCUGUUGUACAAAAAAAAAAAAAAAAACACUUCCCAGGAGAGAAGCAAGAACCUAAUUUCCAGUGGAUUUAGCUCUAUAAUGUAACUCAGCAGCGGAGCAUUAUGAAGUAAAAUCAUAGAAGGAUUUUGACAUCCCUAAGUUUAGCUACACUGAAAUCUGGAGAAAGUGUUUUUACAGGCAGUGUUAAACCAGUAACACUUAUGUGGGAAACUUAUAUAGAACCAACCCACCUGAACGAAAGCAUAAAAGCAAUACUUGGUGAAAUAUAUUUUCUUUCUUUAUUGAAGUUUGGAUGUGUUCAAAUUAUUCUAAAACCUUGAAUAUCCCAAAUGGGCUCAGUAAUUUUUUGCAUAUUGCUGCCCAUGCAAAAAUAUAUUAAUUUUAUGCUUUGUUUUUUUCCUCUGCAAAACAUUCUGAAAUCUCAAAUUAGUACAGAAGGGCCCUAUUGUUUCACAAAGAGCUUUUAUGAUGGGAUGCAUUCCAUUGUGGCCUGUACAUAGUAAGAAUUGUACAUUAACACGCGAGCACAUUAAAUGAUUUUAGUAAAAUUCCAAAUGUCAAUGGAUGGUACACCUGGCAUUCCAUUACUUGCUUUUUUAACUGCUGCCUUCCCGUCUCCCCUGCCCUGUUUUUGGAAGCUGGGCCUCCUAUAAGUGAGUGAAUGAACAUGUGUGAUUCUUUUCUGACCUGCCUGGGCUUUGUGCCAUCCAGGUACAAUCUGCCUAUGCAUUGCCUUGAUAGCAUUUGUAGUAUGAUGAAACUACGUUAUUAUAAUUUUUUAAAUCUUAUUUUCAGAAGAAGCUUGUGACCAGUAAAAUUCUUUGUGCAGUUUUCAGUUUUAGUUAAUUCACAACCUAAUACAGUACUAUGUCUCAUGUCAUUAAUCUACUUAACACUUCACAAAAAAAAUCAGCUGUCAAUCUUAGCAAGUAUUGCAUGUAAAUUGUUAGCAGGUGAAUACUACAGUUAAACCAAUUAAGAGUUCUGUAGUAGGACACUCUACUAUGUUUUAAUUUUUAUAUACAAUUAUGCUGAUUAGCACAUUAUUGUAAAAUAUAUAAACUGGCUUUUUAAAGUUUAUUACCUCUUUCCUGUUGCUUGUCCUUGCUUCACAAUGUAAAUAUUAUGCAUUGAACAAAUUAAAAACUGGCUUUUUUCCCCUUUUUGGUUCAAAUAACAGAACACAUUAAUAGUGGGGCUGGUAUCUAGAGAUUUUUCUUUAACACUGAAAAUAGAGAAUACUAAAUGAUGCAUAUAACUGUAGUUGAAAGUAAAGGGAAUUCCCAAUCUGUAUACUAGCUUUUUACCUAUGGUAAAUAAACCUAUGAUCUUGAAAGUG
Messenger RNA from Crotalus tigris (Tiger rattlesnake), 2825 nucleotides. It is a transcript of the gene GOLPH3, whose product is annotated as golgi phosphoprotein 3. The coding region runs from base 247 to 1155 and encodes 302 amino acids. Gene Ontology annotation, cellular component: trans-Golgi network; Golgi cisterna; cytosol. Lineage: Eukaryota; Metazoa; Chordata; Lepidosauria; Squamata; Viperidae. Gene Ontology annotation, molecular function: phosphatidylinositol-4-phosphate binding. The transcript has 4 exons. The record is from RefSeq and is a predicted model, not a curated record. Gene Ontology annotation, biological process: retrograde vesicle-mediated transport, Golgi to endoplasmic reticulum; Golgi vesicle budding; Golgi to plasma membrane protein transport.